CAUCUCUAUCUAGAAAGAACAUCGCAGCAAAUGUUAUAGUUUAGUAAAUGUAUUGUUAUAAGCCAGUUGAAAAAAAAACGGAAUAAAAUCUUGGCUUUGCAAUUAAGCAUAUUUUCGAAAUGGACACAAGGAUUUGUUUGCUGUUUUUGUUCACGAUUUCACCAUGCAUCGCUUUAGAAUGCUCUACCUGUAUGCACGUUACCUUUAAAUACUUCAACAUGCCGGCCCAAACCGAAAGCAUAGUUAAUGGAAUGCUGUCGUCCCUGACUUAUUUACGGGACGAGUCAUGUGCUAGCAACACAGCCCCGACGAAAGCUUGCGCAGUUGCUGUUCGAGGUCUUAUUGACACGUGCAGUAGCUCCACAUUCACCAUGACGUGUAUGGGUUACUUUCUGCUGCCAGAUGUCGGUCUGAAUAUAACGGUAGUGACGCGUCGGUGCAUCGCAUUGCCAGAAGGCACCGAAGACUCUUGCCGCACGAUUGAUACACUUGUAGACGCCAAGGGUCUAGGCUAUAUUAUGAAUGUACUCGAGGCAAUGAGAAACACGUUUGUUUCCAUCAAAUUUAAUGGCAACUACUGCACCAGAUCUGACACGAUACCUGCGAAACAAAAAAGUGCCUCAUCAACGAUACCCCUCAUGCCAUCAGUUGCGGUUUUGAUAUUUGUUUUGUAUCUUGUAUAAAAUCAUAAUUGAAAAUCAUUCCUGUAAGGGGGAUUUCGAAGAGUUUGCAAGCAAAAUGUUGCAUCUAUAUCUUAUUUAUGAAAGUCUUAUCCACAUACAUUCAUUUAAACCAAGUCCACAUUGUACAAUAUAAUAAUAUGCAUGUGGCCAUUCUUUUAUAGAAUAACAAGGGACUAUCAGCACAUAUAUUCAUAUAUACAUAUCCUAACACUGUCAUUUUACAAUAAUGUAACAAUAUAAUCUAGCAUGGUAAAAUUAUGUUUGGUCUUAAAAAUGAUAUUAUGUAUCAUGUUUGCGUAUGCAUAGACGUUUUAAAACGAGCAUUACACGUCUUUGUAUAAUUUGGACAAUACUCUUUCUGAAACUAUAGAACACAAAGACCUUAUAUGAUUUAUAUUAUUUAAAGAACGUGUUUAGAGAUUUUUAUGAGGUUUUGAUUAAAGAGAUUCUUGUUUAACAUGAAGAAGAUCCCAUCGAUUUACUCCAAAGGAAUCAUACAUAAUACAUCGUUGAAUGUAAAUCAAGAUGAUAAAAACACGAAAAAAAAAAAUCAUUAAAAUGGACGAAUCUAAUGUCUUGCAUUAUUCAGGAUAUCUGAGUUAGAAUAUUAAACAUCAGUUAUUGCAUAUUUAUUUAAUAUUGUUUUUUUUUCUUAUAUUUCCCAAUAAGUGUUUUGCUUAAAUAUCUAUGAUUCCAUUUUUUUCAGUAGCGCAAACAAUAUAUGCUUACUCAAGAUUUCAUUGUCUAUUAUUUAAAGAAUAACAUUGGUUGUGCAGUUUAUAAAUAUAAUUGCCUUUUCCCAUAAAGUGUUUGCUUUAUUUACAUAUUAGAUUGCAACUGUUAACUGGAUCAAAUUUGCUCUCGUUUAGAUUCAUGUCUAUAACUGUUAAUUCACAUUAGCCUUGUAUACCGGCAAAACAAAAAUAAA
This is a messenger RNA of Mya arenaria, 1611 nucleotides long. RefSeq lists its product as uncharacterized. NCBI's taxonomy places the organism in Eukaryota, Metazoa, Mollusca, Bivalvia, Myida, Myidae. Bases 120 to 683 code for a protein of 187 amino acids. The record is from RefSeq and is a predicted model, not a curated record. The transcript has 3 exons.